Molecule: messenger RNA, 813 nt
Organism: Diabrotica virgifera virgifera (western corn rootworm)
Lineage: Eukaryota; Metazoa; Arthropoda; Insecta; Coleoptera; Chrysomelidae
Exons: 1
Coding region: 1-813 (270 amino acids)
Source: RefSeq, a predicted model, not a curated record
AUGACGGACGGUAAUACCAGUGCCAAUUCCAGUGUUUCAGUUGAUCGGAUUUCAGUUAAAAUCCCACCGUUCAGGCCCAACGAUCCUGAAAUUUGGUUCCUGCAAGUGGAAAAUCAAUUUACACUGGCAAACAUAACAAGUGACGCCGCAAAAUUUAACUACAUAGUUGCCAAUUUAGACACAGCUUACAUAUUAGAAGUUAGGGACAUUAUUAAUUCACCACCAGCCACAGAGAGGUGUGUAAAAUUAAAGUCAAAGUUAAUUACGAGACUUAGUGCAUCACAGCAACAAAAAAUUAAAAGACUACUUGAGCAUGAAGAACUGGGCGAUCGAAGACCUUCCCAGUUCUUACGACAUUUACAGUCUUUAGCAGGCACAACGGUACCAGACAAUAUUGUACGGUCUCUGUGGUUAGGUAGACUGCCAUCGUUUACACAGGCUAUUCUAGCUACUCAAGCUAAAGCUAGUUUGGACGCAGUUGCCGAGCUAGCUGACACAAUAUCUGAAGCUAUAGCUCCUAGGGCCCAAAUUUCAGAAGCUUCUAACGCUCUUAAAAGUACCAUUGAUAAAUUGAGAGCCGAUUUAGCUGGCAUAAAAGUCCAGCUAGCUAGCUUGUCGCAGGCUCAAGCACAAACAAACACAUACCGUCACAACCGCAGCAACUCAAGACGCGGACCAUAUCCUAGAGACAGUAGCUACAAUGGGGAACAUAAUAGUGACAUAUUAUGUUGGUAUCACUACCGUUUUGGUAACCAGGCUCAAAAGUGCUCUCCUCCGUGCAAGCAUCAGGGAAACAUCGCGGGCAGUCGGUGA